CGGGAGCUCCAGGGGACCUUACGCCGCUCCGGUUGGCGGUAUUUUACGCUGCAACCCAUCUCAUUCCAACCCUCACUUUGGAAGCAGCCGAAGUCCCACCUGUGGACCUUCGUUUAGCUCAAGUUCCAUCCUUCUCCAGCUGAUCUCGAGGACCAGCAAAGAUGUCUGAGGGCAAGGAGCAUCUUUCCAUUGUCAUCUGCGGCCAUGUCGACUCCGGCAAGUCGACCACCACUGGUCGCCUGCUCUUCGAGCUCGGCGGUAUCCCCGAGCGUGAGCUGGAGAAGCUGAAGGAGGAGGCCGCUGCCCUGGGCAAGUCCUCGUUCGCCUUCGCCUUCUACAUGGACCGCGCUAAGGAGGAGCGCGAGCGUGGUGUGACCAUUGCCUGCACCACCAAGGAGUUCUUCACCGAGAAGUGGCACUACACCAUCAUCGAUGCCCCCGGUCACCGCGACUUCAUCAAGAACAUGAUUUCCGGUGCCGCCCAGGCCGAUGUGUGCCUGCUGAUGGUGCCCGCCGAUGGUAACUUCACCACCGCCAUCCAGAAGGGUGACCACAAGGCCGGUGAGAUCCAGGGCCAGACCCGCCAGCACGCCCGUCUGAUCAACCUGCUGGGUGUCCGCCAGCUGAUUGUUGGCGUGAACAAGAUGGACUCCGAUACCGCCGGCUACAAGAAGGAGCGCUACGAUGAGAUUGCCAACGAGAUGCGCCACAUGCUUGUGCGCGUCGGCUGGAAGGACGACUUCGUCAACAAGUCCGUGCCCAUCCUGCCCAUCUCUGGCUGGCUCGGCGACAACCUGAUCAGCAAGUCCACCAACAUGCCCUGGUACACCGGCCAGGAGGUGCUGAACCUGAAGAACGAGAAGGUGCAGGUGCACACCCUGCUGGACGCCCUGAACUCCUUCGUCACCGUCCCCGAGCGCAAGACCGAUGCCCCCCUGCGCCUGCCCAUCUCCGGCGCCUACAAGAUUAAGGGUGUCGGUGAUGUGCUGGCCGGCCGUGUCGAGCAGGGUGUUGUCAAGCCCGGUGAUGAGGUGAUCUUCCUGCCCACCCACACCACCGCCAACCCCUGCACCGGCAAGGUGUUCACCGUGGAGAUGCACCACAAGCGUGUGGACAAGGCCGGCCCCGGCGACAACGUCGGCAUGAACAUCAAGGGUCUGGACAAGGGCAACAUGCCCCGCACCGGCGAUGUGAUGAUCCUGAAGUCCGACGGAUCCCUGAAGAUCGUGAAGGACUUCACCGCCCAGAUCCAGACCCUGGAUAUCCCCGGCGAGGUCAAGAAGGGCUACUCCCCCAUCGGCUUCGUGC
Messenger RNA from Astrephomene gubernaculifera, 1308 nucleotides. The record is from the annotation of a GenBank genome assembly. NCBI's taxonomy places the organism in Eukaryota, Viridiplantae, Chlorophyta, Chlorophyceae, Chlamydomonadales, Astrephomenaceae.